ACCUCUGUUUCUCUCAAGAACUAUCUAUCUCUUUCCUAGUAACUUUCAUUUCCACAACGUAGACAAUGCAACUUUCUUGUCUAUUUGUCUUCUGGGUCCAUCUCUUUUUCCUCUCAAACUUCACAUUUCCUUCAAUUUCUCUUCUUGUCUUGCAACCAAAAAAUAUCACCCUCUAUGGUAGCGCUUUCUUUAGAAACAAUGGCAUUAGUCUUACUCAAGAAACCAGCUGCCUGCCAUCUUCUUCUCCUUCUGCCAUUGGAAGAGCUCUCUACGUCUACCCCAUUCGUUUUCUUGAUCUCAAAAGCAAAGCCACUGCAUCUUUCUCUAGCCGUUUCUCUUUUUCCAUCAUCCGUAACCCCGUAUGUCCUUUUGGAGAUGGCAUCGUUUUCUUGAUCACUUCCAAUGCUGAUUCUUUCAGCUUCUCCAAUGGCCACAUGGGACUUCCACAGCUUGACUUAUACUCUCAAGAUUCUUACUUUGCUGUGGAGUUUGAUACGAGCUUUAAUCCUUCAGUUCGUGACGUCAACGGUAAUCACAUUGGGGUUGAUGUUAACACGGUUGUUUCUUUAGAUUCAGUUGAUGUUGUGUCAAAAGGGGUUGAUCUUAAAAGUGGGAAACAGAUAACAGCCUGGAUUGAGUAUAGGGAUUCAGCCAAGUUGAUUCAGAUAUGGGUUAGUUAUUCAUCAACUAAGCCUUCAAGUCCUGUUCUUGUUUCCCAAAUUGACCUUUCCAACCAAUUCAAGGAGUAUAUGCAUGUUGCUUUCUCUGCUUCUAACGGACAAGGUUCUGCAAUGCACAUUGUUGAACAUUGGCGGUUCAAAACAUUCAACACUUACCGGCCUUCUGUGAAUCCAACGGAUGCAUUUGAAGAAGGGUAUUGCUUCAUGUGCUCUCCAGAGGAUUCAUCUAACAGUAGACCUCAUGUGUAUGGUCCUCAUAGGAGAAGUCUCAAGAUUGGGAACAUGGCUGUUGUAUUGGGAUGCUUAACUUUAUCGCUUGUCCUUGUAACAGCAAUUUCAUUCAUUUAUUUCUUUGUGGUGAGGAAGAAGAGGGGUGUUGACAGAAGAAGCAAAAGAGAAAAAACUAGAGUUCCAAUGAAUAAUGUACCAACAAGAUGGACACUUGCGGAGAUAAAAUCAGCUACAAUGGGGUUUCAUAGGAACAGAAUUGUUGGUGAAGGUGCUUCAGCAGUUGUUUAUAAAGGGUCUGUUCCUUCUGGUGGAGCUGUGGCAGUGAAGCGGUUUGAUCAGUCCAACCGAAAAGCAUUCACUAAUAAUCCUUUUACCACAGAGUUUGCCACUAUGGCGGGUUGCUUAAAGCACAGGAACUUGGUUCAGCUUCAAGGGUGGUGCUGUGAGGGAUCUGAGUUGAUCCUGGUCUAUGAGUACUUGCCCAAUGGAAGCCUUGACAGACUCCUUCAUAGAAACUCAGAUUCAUCAACUUUCCUCUCUUGGAGCUUAAGAUUAAAGGUAGUUCUAGGGGUUGCUUCUGCUCUUACAUUUCUACAUGAAGAAUGUGAAAGACAAAUAAUCCAUAGAGAUGUGAAAACUUGCAACAUAAUGCUUGACGAUGAAUUCAAUGCCAAGCUUGGGGAUUUUGGUUUAGCGGAAGUCUAUGAACAUAGUUGCGCUUCAAGAGAAGCUACAAUACCAGCUGGUACAAUGGGAUAUCUUGCUCCUGAAUAUGUUUAUUCUGGUGUUCCAACUGUGAAAACGGACGUUUACGGCUUUGGCGUGGUUGUACUAGAGGUUGCUACAGGAAAGAGGCCUGUGGAUGAAAAUGGAGCUGUGUUAGUUGACUGGGUUUGGGACCUAUGGGUUAAAAAAGAACUAAUUGAGGCUGCCGAUUCUAGACUGUCCGGAAGGUACAAUAUUCUAGAGAUGGAGAGGAUGCUCAUGGUGGGACUUUGUUGUGUGCACCCGAACCAUGAGAAGAGACCAACAGUGAAGGAAGCUGCUAGGAUUCUCAGAGGUGAAGCAGCACUUCCACUUUUGCCAUCAAUGAGACCAACAGUGACGCUCAGGUCUAAUUUCUUUGCAGAUUGUGAAGAUACUUUGAACUUCGGUGGAGAUAACAGUCCUGGUGGUGAUGAUGCUGGAUGGUUGACACCCAGGAGCCAUUUUAGCAAGGCCUAGCUCAGAAAACUA
Messenger RNA from Durio zibethinus, 2147 nucleotides. Its product is annotated as L-type lectin-domain containing receptor kinase S.6. The record is from RefSeq and is a predicted model, not a curated record. NCBI's taxonomy places the organism in Eukaryota, Viridiplantae, Streptophyta, Magnoliopsida, Malvales, Malvaceae. Gene Ontology annotation, biological process: protein phosphorylation. Gene Ontology annotation, molecular function: protein kinase activity; ATP binding; carbohydrate binding.